Molecule: messenger RNA, 429 nt
Organism: Medioppia subpectinata
Lineage: Eukaryota; Metazoa; Arthropoda; Arachnida; Sarcoptiformes; Oppiidae
Source: the annotation of a GenBank genome assembly
GAAAUUGAAUGCAAACACAGUAUUAAUGAGCAAAAGAGUGCUAUUUAUGGGGAAAUUGUUGUCAAGUGAUCGACGCAUACAUACAGUGACUGCAGGAGAGAGUGAUUGCAAUCAAAUGGUUAUCAUAUCGUAAACAAAGCGAUCGUUUGGUUUCAACGCUUGUCUGCAAUACUGUUUCAGUCAUUGAAAGAGUCACUCAUUUCUGUCUCCAAUCUAUCAAUCGAUACGUCGUUUUGUUGUUGUCUUUCAUUUGAGUGAACAAAACAAUCAGCAAAUAUGGUCUCCGGAGGAAUGUCUUGCGUUAAAUACCUGUUAUUCGCGUUCAAUCUGGUGUUUGUGAUCUUCGGUAUACUGUUGUUGUACUCGGGAUUCAAGACCAUCGCUAAGAUCGAUGACUAUCAUCUGGUUCUGGAGGACGCGCCGCACAAC